Molecule: messenger RNA, 1251 nt
Organism: Gastrolobium bilobum
Lineage: Eukaryota; Viridiplantae; Streptophyta; Magnoliopsida; Fabales; Fabaceae
Exons: 3
Coding region: 133-1107 (324 amino acids)
Source: RefSeq, a predicted model, not a curated record
GUUUGGGCCAUAGGCCCGUGGUUGCGAAACCCUAACUAAUGUGAUUUUCAUUUUUAGCAAAACCCUGACUACGAUUACCGUCUCCGUCAACGUCGAUUGGCCGAGAAGUUUAUAAGGCCAAAGGGAAAGAAGAUGAAGACAAUUUCUGGACAUUGUGUUUCAUUGAAAGAAAUAUCACUUUCAAAAGCAGCAAAAAUUCUCUCCAAGUUUGUCUCUGCCGAGAACGGUGCUUCACAUGUCAUCAGUGCAUAUCUCCACCGGGCCUCUGCAUCUUUCAAUGAGCUGGACCAUCUCCACAAGGAGCUUAAGUCGUCGCGCUCUCAUAAGAAGAAGAACAAAGGGCACGCGACAGAGACUGAUGAUGAUAGCGGGAGAGUGUUGGAAAAUUCUGUUCGGAGUGUUGAGACUAAUCAAGAGCUCAAUCCUGGGAAGGUGCAAUCUGUGGACGAGUUUAGAGGGCAACGGUUUGGCAGUGAGUAUGCUGACGACGAUGAUGAAAAAUCAGCUCGGACUGUUGUUAAUUUCAGUCAAGAACUUGAUGGUUCUAUUGGGUAUCAAGCAGGAAAUGUGGGUGGGAGUGAGAAGCACAAGAGGAAUAAAAAGAAGAAACAGGAAGUUGAGUCCAGGCACGAUAGAGAUAGCGGAGUUAAAUUUGGAGAGAGGGAAGGUGAUGAAAAACCAUCUACUGUGGAAAAAAAUGAAAUUUUUUCAGGCCGAGAACAGGGCAAUGAAGGUGAGAAACAAAAAAAGGAGAAGAAGAAAAAGCACAAGGAUGGUAAUUGUAAUUUUUCCAGUAAUAAGGGUGAGGUUGAGAAUCUCGAAGGUGAGAAUACAGAGGGACAAGAACAACAGAAAGAGAUAGAAAAGAAGCUAUUCAACAGUGUGGAGGGGGGAAAUGGAGGGCUAGUUGGUCCUCAGGACUUACAAAUUAAGAAGAAAAGGAAACACGAGGCAGGGAAUGUGAGUAAGUUAUAUGCUGAAGAGGUAAAGAUGGAGCAAAGGAGGAAGAGGAAGAAUGAAGAUGUGGAAGGGAGACAAGAAGAUAGAUCUGGGGAUCUGAGUAAGAAGAGAAUGAAAAGGAAGCACCAGAGCGAUCCUCAGUUUUAGGUUUUUUAUAAAUUCACUUGAUAGUUGUUUAAUCUUUUUUGAAAUUGAUGAGGAAUUUGCACCUGUGGGAUUGCUUACAUUGUGGCAUCAGUUUUUGAACUAUCAUAUAAUAUGAGAGGAAUUUGCUUCUUGAUUUCUUUCCUA